Babjeviella inositovora NRRL Y-12698 is the source of this 1637-nucleotide messenger RNA. Its product is annotated as FTR1 family protein. The transcript has a single exon. Lineage: Eukaryota; Fungi; Ascomycota; Pichiomycetes; Serinales. Bases 362 to 1513 code for a protein of 383 amino acids. Gene Ontology annotation, molecular function: ferrous iron transmembrane transporter activity. Gene Ontology annotation, cellular component: plasma membrane; high-affinity iron permease complex. The record is from RefSeq and is a predicted model, not a curated record. Gene Ontology annotation, biological process: iron ion transmembrane transport.
UCCCUUCUAGCGGGAAACUAGUGUAGCGUUUGCCAGCGUGCAGCGAUUGAGCGAUUUAAGCUCUCUCCGAAACAGGGAGACAGCAAGCUUUUAAGAGAGGCAUCAUGCAAUCUGCGUGCGUGGAGGUGAGCAGAAGUACAGCCGUUUAAUGAGAAGCAGCCAUUUUUAUCUGCCCGGAGUCGUCCGUUAGAAUAAAUCAGGGGUCUCUCCAACCGGGGUAUAUAUAGCCGCACCCUCCCCCCCUUCUGGUUUGAACAUGCCAUAUUUAACCAGCAGCUGCAGAUUCAUAAAGGCACAGAUACAUUUGCUUCCUUUUACUGCUGACCCCCUUUACCAAAUAUAACCAGAGGCAAAGGCUAAGAUGGUUAACGUAUUCGACGUGCAAAUCUUCUUUGUAGUCCUCAGAGAAUCCCUAGAAGCCGUCAUUGUGGUGUCGGUGCUUCUUGCUUUCUUAAAGCAAGGUCUCGGUGGUGCUAAUGACGACCCAGUGGUCUAUAAGCGUCUCCGAAAACAAGUUUGGCUAGGUGCAAUUAUCGGUGUUAUUGUCUGUUUAAUCAUCGGUACUGCUUUUAUCGCAGUGUUUUACACAUUGAAGAACGACAUUUGGGGGAAAACCGAGGAUUUAUGGGAAGGGAUCUUCUGUAUCAUUGCCACAGUCUUGAUUUCCCUCAUGGGGAUUGCCAUGUUGAGAGUCAACAAGAUGCAGGCAAAGUGGAGGGUGAAGUUGGCCAAAGCUUUAUUGGAGGAGCCAAAGUCUAAGAAGGACAGAUACAAAAUUGGCUACCUCACCAAGAAGUACUGCAUGUUCAUCUUACCCUUCAUCACCACCUUGAGAGAAGGGUUGGAGGCUGUUGUUUUUGUCGGUGGUGUUGGUUUAGGCUCCCCUGCCACGUCCUUUCCGCUUCCAGUUAUCUGCGGCUUAAUCUCCGGUAUCUUAGUCGGUAUCGCUAUGUUCUACGGUGGGGCUAAUAUCGGGAUGCAGAUUUUCUUGGUCAUCUCUACCUGCAUUCUCUAUUUGAUCGGUGCUGGUUUAUUCUCUCGCGGUAUCUGGGGACUUGAAUCCUAUAUCUACAACAAGAAGACUGGUGGUGAUGCAUCCGAAAACGGUUCGGGUCCGGGUACCUACGAUAUCACCAACUCGGUUUGGCACGUCAACUGCUGCAACCCAGAAAGGGACAAUGGAUGGGAUGUGUUUAACGCUCUUUUGGGAUGGCAGAACUCUGCCACGUACGGCUCCGUUAUCGGUUACAACAUCUAUUGGUUGUGUUUGAUCAUCACCGUUGGUUUGAUGUUGUUCGAGGAAAAGACGGGUCACUUGCCUUUCACCAAGGGAUUGAGAUUGAUCGAAUUGAACCCGAUGUACCACAUUAAGAACAAGAAGAAGAAUGAGUUGACCAAGCAGGAACAGGAUGUUUUGUUUGAGCAACUCAAAAAGCAUAAGAUCGAGGGUACAGACGCGGCGGACACUACUGUCCCAAAGAGAAGCGCUUCCAUUGAAGUCUCUGCUUUAUAAGGGCUUAUUUUUCUAUUCCCGGACCUUGCUGUACGCCUGACAUGAUUUAAAUCAUCUUUGAUUGUUUUCUACACCGCCGAAAUUGGACACAAUGUCCUUACGCGCAUCCGCUUGCUUUUAUCUC